AAGCCCAUUUCGGUAGUGAAGCAGAAGAAGAGAAAGAAGAAGAAGAAGAGUCUCUCUCUCCCUUUCUCUACCAGAAGACUUGGGGACCGAAAAUGGCUGAAUCUAAGGAGUCAACGUCUAUUCCGCUGAGUCAAGCCGACUCGGAAGAUGAGUCCAAGGCUCCCCCAACCUCACCCAGCUCCUCAACUCGUAAGGCUUGUUAUGCUGUUCUUCAGAGUUGGGUCUCAGAGAAGUUCAUGACUGGAUGUGUGGUUCUCUUUCCUGUUGCUGUUACUUUCUUCAUCACAUGGUGGUUUAUUCAGUUUGUGGAUGGUUUCUUCAGUCCAAUAUAUGCCAGACUUGGGAUUGAAAUAUUUGGCCUUGGAUUUCUUACGUCUCUAUUCUUCAUUUUCCUGAUUGGUAUAUUUGCAUCAUCAUGGAUGGGUGCCACAGUUUUUUGGGUAGGAGAAUGGUUUAUUAAAAGAAUGCCCUUUAUGAAGCAUAUUUACUCAGCAUCCAAACAAAUUAGUGCUGCAAUCUCGCCUGAUCAAAAUACAACUGCUUUUAAAGAGGUUGCAAUUAUUCGUCAUCCUAGGCUUGGGGAAUAUGCAAUUGGCUUUAUCACAUCGUCAGUGAUCCUCCAGAAAGAUGAUGGAGAUGAGGAAUUAUGCAGUGUUUAUGUCCCAACAAAUCAUCUCUAUAUUGGCGAUAUUUUUCUAGUGAAUUCUGAUGAAAUUAUACGUCCAAAUUUAUCUAUCCGGGAAGGAAUAGAGAUCAUAGUUUCAGUCGGUAUGACGAUGCCACAGGUGAUUUCUCCAAUUGAAAGGAUUUCUCACCAAAAUGAAAGGAUCCCUCUCAACAGAAUAAUGUCCCUCUAAAACAAAACUACACCGCGGUACAAAGAGAUUAGGUGACUGCAGUUUUUCCUUGUAUGUUAUUAGCUUAUCAAAGACGAAAAUAGUUAGAACUUCUCCUUGGUUCUCUUACUUUCAUGUAUCAUUGUCUGUUCUACAAGGUCGAUAUGCAUGUCAAGCUCAGUAAGUAUAAUAGAAUCGCAUCCUCUGAGAAUGUAAUUUUUUUAUGUAAUGGAAAGAGCAUAAAGUCUAUCAUGGAUUCUAAAUAUAUGAAGUACAGAGAAAUUUAUCAUA
Molecule: messenger RNA, 1127 nt
Organism: Humulus lupulus (European hop)
Lineage: Eukaryota; Viridiplantae; Streptophyta; Magnoliopsida; Rosales; Cannabaceae
Product: protein LIKE COV 2
Exons: 7
Coding region: 93-857 (254 amino acids)
Cellular component (GO): Golgi apparatus
Source: RefSeq, a predicted model, not a curated record